Molecule: messenger RNA, 444 nt
Organism: Pseudomyrmex gracilis
Lineage: Eukaryota; Metazoa; Arthropoda; Insecta; Hymenoptera; Formicidae
Product: ataxin-8-like
Exons: 3
Coding region: 1-444 (147 amino acids)
Source: RefSeq, a predicted model, not a curated record
AUGCAGAGCAUUAUUCAGCAGCAACAACAACAGCUGCAGCAGCAACAACAAAAGCUGCAACAACACGAGCAGCAGCAACAACAACAACAACAAAUGUUGCAGGAACAGCAGCAGCGGCUGCGCACUUAUAAAGAGCGCCAGUUGCAGCUGCAACAGCAACUGGUGCAGCUGCAAAAACAGCAGCAAGAACAACAACAAGAACAGCAAGAAAUGCAACCAGAAAUAAACAAAGUCGAGCCCGCUGGUACCGACAACGGAGUAUUCCGUACGCCGGUACCAGUGGAGGAAGAGGAAGAGGAGAAAGAAGAAGAAACGGAGGAAGCGGAGGAAGAAGAGGAAGAGAAGGAAGAGGAGGACGAAGAAGUCGUGGCGCCCGUGGGAGCAAAAGUACCUAAACCCGAUUCCCUUAAGAGGGUACUGGAUACCGACUAUAGAGACCUGUAA